This is a messenger RNA of Meloidogyne enterolobii, 1083 nucleotides long. Lineage: Eukaryota; Metazoa; Nematoda; Chromadorea; Rhabditida; Meloidogynidae. The record is from the annotation of a GenBank genome assembly.
AUGUCAACAAUGUCAAUAACCAAUUUGGGUGUAAAUCUAUUGUCUACACUAACUUUGUUUAAUUGGAAAAGUAUUGCUUUAAUUAGUUGUCCAGAUUGUGGAGAUAAAGCUGAGCCUGGUACAAGUAUGGAAUCAUUUCUUACAGACCAUAAAAUAACAAUUCUUUCACAUAUUCAACUUUCUCCAAAUAAAGAUGGAAGCAAUUCAAGUAGUUCUUAUGCUUCUCAAUUGAAGGAUGUUAAACAGAAGGCUAGAGUAAUUGUUGCAGUUUUGGGGGAUCAAUUAUCCGAUUAUGUCGACUUUUUGACUGCUCUACAAAUUCUUGGAAUAUCUACAACUGAUUAUUCCCCAAUUCUUUGUAUUACCCGUUAUUGGCCAACAGAAAUGGAUUUACCUUGGAUGCAAAAAACAAAUGGAGAUUAUAAAUUAAAUAAACAAAUGCUUGAUUUAUUUCAACAUAAUUUAGUGCUUGUCAACGAUUUUUAUUCAAAUGAUCAAAUAAACACUUUUAUUAAACAAAUGGGGCUAAGUACCGAUUCUGGUAUUCAACAAAGAAAUAAAUUACUUCAAUCAAUUCAACUUUACGAAUGUUUUUGGACUUAUGCUUUAGCUUUGUGGCAUGCAUACAGCAGCACAAAUGAUCUGUCUGUUUAUCAAAAUGGGACGAUUUUGGCUGAUGCUGUUGGGCAAAGUUUGGAAGGCCCUUUUGGCACAAUAACUUUAAGUGGAUAUCAAAAACGAAUAGCUCCCUACAAACUUUUUUUGGUCCUUUCGUAUAAUUCAAACAACCAAACGCAAAAUUAUAUGGAUGAAAUUGCAAAUAUUUCAAUAACUACAGACUGUUCAAAAUCCCAACUUACUGCAGAUGGAGUUUGUGUUGGAUUGAUAGCCAAUUUAUUUGUUGUUAAUCAGAAAUUGCCUGAUAAUUUUCCCAAAGAUAUUCCAAAUUGUGGAUUUAAUGGGGAACUUUGUGAUAAUAAAAGUAUUAUAAUAAUUAUUGUAAGUGUUGUUGCUGCUGCUAGCUUGGGAAUUGUUAUAUUUUUGUGCUUCAGAAGAGUGUAUGUACUAAAUAUUUUUUUUUAA